AUGGAUUCAAACGCAUCAUCGUCGAGCUUGAUACCACAAAACCAUCUACGCCUGCUCACCCGCUGCACCAUCGCCAGUCGAGUUCUGACUUUGUUGCUUAUCUGGCUUUCUUCCCACCUCCCCCUGUUUGACUCUUCCUCGAAAGUCCUAGUGGAUGAUUCGACCUUCUCACUCACGACUGCGCUGCUUCGCUGGGAUGCCUUCCAUUUCGCACAAAUCGCUCGAGACGGCUACGUCUACGAACAUCAAUGGGCGUUCUUCCCUGGAACACCGAUGGUCAUGAACCUCGCCUCCCGAUUGAUGAGAUUUACGAAGCCCGCAGAAAAUUCUAUAGGUUGGGUCGAUAUCCUGCAAGGAGGCGCGCUGGCUUCUCUAUGUUGCGACAGCACCCAAACCCUUUAUCACUUGUCCCUUUAUCAUCUCAAAUCCCCAUCGCUUGCACUGCUAGCAUCUCUACUAUCCCUUCUCCCCAGCAGCCCUGCUACCUUGCGCUACGCAGGCUAUAGCGAACCAUUUUUCACGUUUUUCUCGUACAAAGGUAUGCUCUCCUGUGCCAGGCGACAGUGGUUUCGCGCAUCGUGCUAUUUUGUCUUAGCGGCUACUUUUCGUUCCAACGGAUUUCUGCUUGGAGGGUACAUCCUAUGGGGACUUAUCAUCCGUCCAUCCUAUCAGGGCAAGGCGGUACGCCUCCCAUCCUUGUCGAAAAUCGGAUAUGCUGUGGCUUUGACCACACUCACAUUCAUCCCCUUCAUUUUCCAUCAAUACACUGCGUACCGCAACUUUUGCACGUCUACUGAUCUUAGCAUCCAUCUGCCUUCAUGGUGCCACAAUACAGUACCUUCCAUAUAUGCCCACGUGCAAUCGCGAUAUUGGAACGUCGGGUUCCUCCGCUACUGGACGCUCGCCCAAGCCCCUAAUAUUCUUAUCGCCUCGCCCGUCCUGGCCCUCCUGUCUAUAUUUUCCUUGAUGCAGAUUUCAAACGCCGCUCCUCGCAUCCUCUCCAACUCUAAACACAAACAAAAACUGGACAUCCAGGCGUCGCCCUUUUUCAUCGAGUCCCUGACGCCGCAUGCUAUCCUCGCUUCAAUACUCGUAUCCAUACUCCUGUUCGCGUCGCAUACCCAAAUUGCCCUUCGCCAGGCUGCUGCGGUGCCGAUCACAUACUGGGCGGCAGCCUGGCUUAUCGUCGAGCGGCCGUGGUGGGGACGUAUCUGGAUCAUAUGGAGUGUCGUCUGGGGCGCCAUAUCGAUCGUAUUGUGGACGGCGUUUCUACCGCCUGCAUAA
Molecule: messenger RNA, 1284 nt
Organism: Heterobasidion irregulare TC 32-1
Lineage: Eukaryota; Fungi; Basidiomycota; Agaricomycetes; Russulales; Bondarzewiaceae
Product: glycosyltransferase family 76 protein
Exons: 3
Coding region: 1-1284 (427 amino acids)
Biological process (GO): GPI anchor biosynthetic process
Cellular component (GO): endoplasmic reticulum membrane; mannosyltransferase complex
Molecular function (GO): alpha-1,6-mannosyltransferase activity; GPI mannosyltransferase activity
Source: RefSeq, a predicted model, not a curated record